Molecule: messenger RNA, 1889 nt
Organism: Dendronephthya gigantea
Lineage: Eukaryota; Metazoa; Cnidaria; Anthozoa; Malacalcyonacea; Nephtheidae
Exons: 4
Coding region: 103-978 (291 amino acids)
Source: RefSeq, a predicted model, not a curated record
GACGAUAUACAUCACUUCGCAGUGAUUGCUCCAUCGCCCCGUCAUUGCUUAUCCCCAGCAGAUUCGACUGUUGACUGCAAUGAGGUAGUUAAGGCGUUGCGGAUGUUCGCUGACCAUAGCGCUCACUGGUUUAGAUCAUCUGCUGUUCUUUUGCAUUAUCAUAGGUGGCUCAAUCCAUAUUCCGCUGCACUCUUAACGCCUCAGUCAUUCCCUUUCGUGAACUGGUCACCUGACGUAAAAGGGCCAAUAGGAAACAGCGGUGGAAGGCAAGACAACCAAUCAUAUUUUGAUGACAUAACUUGGUAUAAGUCAAGAAAUUUAGCUCCAACUGGAUAUGUCAUCUAUCAUGGGGAAUAUAUCAAUGCUAUAAAACCACUAGCGGAUGAAGAGAAUGAAGGCUGUCCAGUGUAUGGAGUGAUCGACCGGAAAUGUUCAACGCAUACAUUUCACUUGGAACAGGGCGAAUAUCUUACUUCUCUCGAGGUACGUGCUGGCGCGUGGAUUGAUGGGAUACGCUUUCACUCAAAUAUGAAAUCUUCUAUAUGGUUUGGAGGACAAGGCGGAGAUUGGUAUCGAAUGACACCAGCAUACGGAGAAACUAUCACCGGAAUCUUUGGAACUUAUGGGAAAUAUGUUGGAUCGCUGGGCGUUCGUUUAAGUAAGUGCUCCGAUAUGUCUAUCUUCACUUCAACACCCACUAUCCAAUCAGAUAUUGGGAUUGGUUUGGUAGAAUUGCGUGAGAAUGAUGAACUGCUGGACUUCCGAGAGUUUGUCCAGCGCGCAGUUACGGUGUUUAGUUUGCCCGAGUCUUGGUGGAACCUGGGCACGAAUGGAAAGGAACUGUGUUUAGUGACAGUAGAUGUUGGCGGUAACAUUUCAAGAUUUUGUUUUGUUGGAUAUGAAAAGUUCGUGGAGAAUUGUUCUCUGGUACACACAAUCACAGACGCAGAUGAUUUGAAGGUUUUAGAAUCCCGUUAAUCUUAGUGCCAAAGCCAGGAAAUGGUAAAGAGCCAACUGCACCUCUUUUCUUUUACGAGAAGGCGCAAAUAUCCUCUGUUGUGCAUGAAGAUACAUUUGUUUUGCAUUUUAGGUGUUCACUAUAGGGGCUGCCAAUUUAGCUCCUCGGAUCUUCUUUCAUAAAUUCUGCCCGCAAUCAAUAUCGCAGCCCUAUUUUAUUAUUUUUGCAAUUUGUUUAAAAGAUAAUCUGAACAAUCCCUAACAAGCCUGCAAUUAUCAAAAUGUGUCAUCACAAUAGCUUUUUAUAUGUUACCCUUACCGCUGUUCCUUUAUGCCAAUGUCAUUACACAACACACAGGAUAUACAGAAUGUAACUCCAAUGUUCUUUUAAUCGCGUUUAUAUCACAAAGGACAGCUUACUUUCUUCGUUUCUAAAGCCUAUAUUAAUAUAAUUAAGGCAACACAGAUGGCAGAUAUAUAAUUGAAUAGCGGAAAUAUAUUUCCAAUUGCAUGAGUGUACAUCAGAAAUAUCUGAGAAAUAUCUGUUUAGUAUUUUCAGUACGCAAAAAUAUUUCCUAUUACGCAGAAAUAUUUCCAGUAUGCAAAAAUAUUUUUUCAGUGCCCAGAAAUAUUUCCCAGUACGCAGAAAUAUAUUUUCAGUACGCAAAUAUUCAGAUACAUACCGACUUUAAGACCACAUUCAGAUAUACAAAGAUAUACUGAGAGAUAAAUAUGUUAUUCACUGGCCGUGAGGUCCGGGUUCAAAAAUCAGGACUGAGAGCACAGUUUUUUAUCCGGACCUCGUAGCCGGUAAAUAACGUUUUUAUUUUAAAAAAUAAAAACCUUGUGUAAGUUAAAAAUAAUUAUGGGUUAUACGAGAAAAUAUUUUCAAUAAAUGCCGCCUUUCUGUUACCAAGGGAAUCGCAAAUAGA